Striga asiatica is the source of this 495-nucleotide messenger RNA. NCBI's taxonomy places the organism in Eukaryota, Viridiplantae, Streptophyta, Magnoliopsida, Lamiales, Orobanchaceae. The record is from the annotation of a GenBank genome assembly.
AUGGAUGAUAGAAACCCUAGUCUUCCAAUCAAGCACAACAACCUCAUCCCGGUCGAGAUAGCUCGACAAAUUACCUCCAGGGGCAAAAUUGUAAAUCAAGAAGCACUCCCCUCGAGCCUUGGACCGACAGAACCCUUUGAGCUCCACCAGAUUCUCAAUUUACUCUUCCCUAAAAGGUUCGCCUCCGAGAAGUGCUGCGUGGCCGACUCGACCUCCUCGAGGUUGAACGAGUCUCUUCUGUGUGGGCCCCACACGCUCCGGCAGCGAUCGAGUGAAGUUGGGCCCACGCUACUGAGCUGGUUCCCAUUGGACGUGUCGGAUUUGUCCCCGACCUUCUGUUUCUGGUGGCGGUGCCGGAAAAAAGCGACGGCAGCGGCCACCGCCAGCCUGAACGAGGUGGCGAUUAGGCCCGAGACGAGCCCGAUCUUGGGAAGCUUUGAUGGGGUCUCCGAACAGAUGGUCUCGUUGCAGACUAUGGCGAAGGCAGCCGAUUGA